This is a messenger RNA of Fraxinus pennsylvanica, 2382 nucleotides long. The record is from the annotation of a GenBank genome assembly. NCBI's taxonomy places the organism in Eukaryota, Viridiplantae, Streptophyta, Magnoliopsida, Lamiales, Oleaceae.
AUGAAGUUCGGUAAAGAAUUUGCAUCUCAAAUGGUGCCGGAAUGGCAAAACGCAUACAUGGAUUAUCAGUUUCUGAAAUCCCUUUUGAAAGAAUUUCAAGUUUUUAAACAAAGAAAUAAGCCAUCAAUAAAGCAAAAUGGUGGCAUUAAACGAAAUCUUACUCUCUACAGAGCAUUCAGUGGACUAACAACACGCAGAGGCAAUUCUCCUAAACCCCAAAAUCUAUCAGACGUUGAAAGUCAAGUCAUUCUGGUGAAUACAGUGAGAAGAGACGGCGAAGAAGGCUCGGAAACUAUGUUUCUCAAUGCAGCGGAUGAAGGAGGAGAAUAUGAACUGGUUUACUUCAGAAGACUUGAUGACGAGUUUAAUAAAGUUGUUAAGUUCUAUAAAGCUAAAGUGGAGGAGGUGAUGAAGGAGGCUGCUGUUUUGAAUAAGCAAAUGGAUGCUCUAAUUGCUUUUCGGAUUAAAGUGGAGAAUCCAAAAGGGUGGGUGAAUAGCUUGGAGGAGACCGCACAUCUUGCUUCGGAUGUUGCAGCGUCUACAGCUGCACUAUCUGCAUCCACUCCAUCUGCAGCUAGAGCAAGCAGAAGAUUUCCGAUGGACGUGAUAGACGAAGAAGGUUCAAGCAACCCGGGGCAAAUAGAUGAAUCAAGUGAUGAUAAAGAUGCCAUUGAGAUGAAACCAUUGUAUUUAAAUGAUCAAAGGCAUAAUCCUGAUACAAUCAAGACCACAAGACCAGCACCUUUAGAGAUACUUAACCGUGUAAAAUUUAACAGUACUCAAGAAACUCCUCGUUCGACCAUUAAAGGAUUUCUUAAUCUUCCGAAUCAAACCGACUUAAAGUUCAGCAAGGCAAAUUUGAAGAAAGUGGAAGAACAACUUAAAAAGGCUCUCAGUGAAUUCUACCACAAGCUUAGGCUACUAAAAAGCUACAGUUUCCUUAAUGUUUUGGCCUUCUCAAAAAUCAUGAAGAAAUAUGAUAAGGUUGCUUCAAGAACUGCAUCAAAAUCUUAUAUGACAAUGGUUGAUAAUUCCUAUCUUGGCAGCUCGGAUGAGGUAAUCAAAGUGAUGGAAAGAGUGGAGGCCACAUUCAUCAAGCAUUUCUCCAACUCGAAUCGCAGGAAAGGGAUGGAAACCUUAAGGCCAAAAGCCAAAAAGGCAAGACAUAGAGUUACAUUCUCAAUGGGGUUUCUUGUUGGCUGCACAUUUUCUCUCAUAAUGACCCUUGUUUUAAUAAUACGAGCACGCAAUAUCCUAGAUAAACAAGGCAGAGUUGUAUACAUGGAAACUAUGUUUCCUCUUUACAGUUUGUUCGGAUUUGUUGUUCUCCACAUGCUAAUGUAUGCUGCAAAUAUAUACUUCUGGAAGCGAUAUAGAGUCAACUAUACUUUCAUAUUUGGGUUCAAAGAAGGAACAGAACUCGGCUACACAGAGGUUUUACUCCUUAGUUUUUGUUUAAGUGCACUAGCCCUAGCCAGUGUACUUGCAAAUCUUGAUAUGGAAAUGGAUCCAAAAACGCAAGAUUACAAGGCAAUAACCGAACUUCUCCCGCUCGGUUUAGUACUGCUUGUAAUUGCUAUUCUGCUAUGCCCUUUCAACAUUAUAUACCGCUCCAGCCGAUUCUUCCUGCUUGUCUGCAUAUUUCAUUGUGUCUUUGCACCUUUAUACAAGGUUACAUUACCCGACUUUUUCUCGGCAGAUCAGCUUACAAGCCAGGUUCAAGCCAUUAGAAGCCUACAAUUUUAUGUUUGCUACUAUGGUUGGGGAGACUACAGAGUGAGAGAGAAUAGUUGCAAAGAAAGUAAUGUUUUCAAAACUUUCUCUUUCAUUGUAGCCGUGAUUCCAUACUGGUGGCGCCUCCUUCAGUGUCUGCGCCGUCUGUACGAAGAGAAAGACGCUAUGCAAGGGCUCAAUGGCCUGAAAUAUUUCUCAACAAUUCUAGCAGUUUGUACCAGAACAGCUUAUACUCUUAGCAAAGGAAAUGUUUGGAAGCUCGUAGCUUGGAUAACCUCAGCAAAUGCAACUAUUUUUAGCACAUACUGGGACAUUGUAAUUGACUGGGGUCUUUUCCAGCGCAACUCUAAGAACCGUUUGUUGAGAGACAAGCUUCUUAUUCCACAUAAGAUUGUGUACUUUAUAGCCGUGGUUCUCAAUAUCUUGUUAAGGUUAGCGUGGAUGCAGACAGUGAUGAAUUUCACAAUUUUUUCCUUGCACCGACAAACUAUGAUUGCGCUUGUAGCUUCUCUAGAGAUCCUACGUCGUGGUAUAUGGAAUUUUUUCAGGUUAGAGAAUGAACAUCUUAACAAUGUUGGCAAAUAUCGUGCAUUCAAAUCAGUGCCAUUACCCUUCAAUUACGACGAGGAUGAGGACAGGGAUGAAUAA